CACUUAUUCAUUCAUCAGUCAUCACUAACUCAAACAAACCCAUCAAACUGCUGAAGCACCAUCUGCAACCACACUACAACCUUCAUCAAAUCAACCCGCCACCAUCACAGUCGCCGCCGUGUGCCAAAAAUCAAUUUAAGUAGUUUCAAUUUGAAAUACAAAAUCAUUGAUUAUUCAAAUUCAAUGGCAGCAGGCACAGUUUACAAUUUUCCAAUGAUUGUUACUUGUUUCUCUUCCUCUGCGUACAAAAAACCCCAACCUAAUUUGUCCCUCCGUUUCAAUCCUCCUACCAUUAGAGCCUCCAGGUCAAGAAUUUGUGUUGCCCCAAUAGUUGCACGAAGGCUUCCCUGUCGAGCACUUACAGUACAUGGAUUGCUGGAUGAUGAUGAUGAUGAUCCUGUCACUGUCCCUCCACUAGAAUCACACAAUUCUGAACCGGUUGCUAGUAUUGACUUAAAGCUUCCAAGAAGAAGCUUGCUUGUACAAUUUACAUGUGACUUGUGUGGUGAAAGAACAAAGAGGCUUGUAAACCGAUUAGCUUAUGAAAGGGGUGCCAUUUUUGUACAGUGUGCAGGCUGUCAACGGCAUCACAAAUUAGUUGACAAUCUUGGACUCGUCACGGAGUAUGAUUUUCGGGAGAAACUGAAGACAGACUCAGAAAUUGAUCAAAUUUGACGUGUAACUCAUAACCAGUGACAUGUUUAUGUGACAUUUCCUGAUUAUUUCCAUAAUUAAAAAAUUCAUAUUCAUUAUUGUUCCCAAUCAAAGAUCAUGACAAAUAUAAAGAAAAAAUUGUAAGUAUUGGCACUCAAUAUUCAGAUCUGUACACCUGAAUGAUUUUACAUUUUGCAAACCAAAUAACUGUUUAGAGUGAAUCCAUGGUCACUAUGAGGCUCCUAGCAGCUGUAGCCAGUUACCGCUAGAAAAAUAGUAAUAGUAAAUACAGUUAUUGCCCAUAUAUUUCCCCCUUGGUGAUGGUUUGAUGGUGCACCAUUCUGUGAAGUAAAAAACAUAGAAUAUGAUCAGAACAAUGCAAUGCUAAUGAAAUGUAAUUUGAUAUUUCAAUGGCUAGAGGUAUUACCAAAUUAAGACUAGGUGCUGGUGCCGGCGUGUCGACAUCUGUAGUAUCAGUUGGUGGUGCAGGGGGACUUUUGUGAACAACUGUUGGUGCUGGAGCUGGUGCAUGAUGUCUCCUAUGUUUGUGUUUGUGUCUUCUUCUCUUGUGCUUGGGGGACUCAGGUGCUGGUACAGGUGGGACUAUUGCAGGUGUUGGUGCCACUAUUGGUGGCAAAGUAACAGGUGCAGGUGCUGGCACCGGUGUUGCCUUUACUGGUGCAGGAGCCGGCGGUGUUGGAAUUGGUGUUGGCGAUAUCUUCGGUGGUGGUAAUGGUGAAGCAACUGGUGGCGGUGGUAAUGGUGGUGAAGCAAUUGGUGGUGGUGGUAAUGUUGGUGGCAAUGUUGGAGUUGAGAUAGGUGAACUUUUUGGUGGUUGGGGCAGUGUGACUUUUGGAGUUGAAGCUGGUGCAACCUUUGGAACUGGUGUUAUCACUGGGGCAGUUUUGGGCGCAACCUUUGGAACUGGCGUUAUCACUGGAGCAAUUUUGGGUGCCACAUUUGCAGGCGUUAUCACGGUAGGUGGUUUUGGUGCCACCACGGUAGGUGGUUUUGUUAUGACCAGUGGUUUUGCCUUUGGGGCUGUAGCUGGUGCUUGGGCAUUGAAUCCUAGCAAGCAGCUGAGACUUAGUAAAGUCAGAGCCCAGAACAUUGUAGCCAUUACUGUUGUUUGUGAAUUGUUAGAGAUAAUAGAGAGUUUGUUUCAUAUUUAUUGGCUAUGAUGAAGCAAAUGGGGAGAAGCGUAUGGCUUGGAUCUUUUGUUGAAGGAGGAAAGUAGCCUUCAUUUGAGUUUGACACCAUUCAUUGAUCAUCUAAUAAGGCACGUUAACAAUUCAAAAUGUGUAAUGUGAUGGUUAUGGUGUAACUUUCAAGCACAAAUUACUAGCGAAGAAGGAUUUUUAGUAUACUAUUUUU
This is a messenger RNA of Trifolium pratense (red clover), 2028 nucleotides long. RefSeq lists its product as uncharacterized. NCBI's taxonomy places the organism in Eukaryota, Viridiplantae, Streptophyta, Magnoliopsida, Fabales, Fabaceae. The coding region runs from base 184 to 675 and encodes 163 amino acids. Gene Ontology annotation, biological process: protein stabilization; protein import into mitochondrial matrix; protein folding. Gene Ontology annotation, molecular function: protein-folding chaperone binding; zinc ion binding. The transcript has 4 exons. The record is from RefSeq and is a predicted model, not a curated record. Gene Ontology annotation, cellular component: mitochondrion.